Messenger RNA from Glycine soja, 1283 nucleotides. RefSeq lists its product as uncharacterized. The record is from RefSeq and is a predicted model, not a curated record. Lineage: Eukaryota; Viridiplantae; Streptophyta; Magnoliopsida; Fabales; Fabaceae. Bases 210 to 989 code for a protein of 259 amino acids. The transcript has a single exon.
AUUUGGUUAAGGAUGGUGUGUGAGUAUACAUCCCUCCUCCUUGUUUCUUUUCUCAUUCUUUUCCCUCUCAUUUGUUGCAUCCAUAGCCUAAAUCAAAACAUACAUAAACAACAACCUUAUAUAUAUCUUCUAGUCUCCCACUUCACUCUACCCAAAAAGAAAAAGAAAAAAAUUCUCACCAUAACACCAUCCCCUAACAUAUAUCAAUUAUGUAUACUUCAUUCAAGCCCAAUUCUCACAAUCACAAAUACCAGAAAGACCACAAUGUAACAACAACCACAACAACCAACACCAAAUACAGCGAGAUAUCACACUUCAGCCACAAACAACACAAGCUAGCGUUUGACUACUCUGAAUCCCCCUUCAAAUGUGACGGGUGCAAGGAACUAGGCAUAGGGUCACGCUACAAGUGCUCCAUCUGUGACUUUGAUCUUCACACACACUGUUCCAUUCCUUCUCCUUCUUUGUUCCACCCUUUCUACCCCAAAUGCUCCUUCCACUUCCUCUCCCAGCCCCCCGGCGACACUUCGCGCUACUGCAACGCGUGCGAGAAGCCGGUGAAGGGGUUCCUCUACCACUGCUUCUCGUGCGGCUUCGACCUCCACCCGUGCUGCGCGAAGCUUCCGACAGUGCUCGGAAGCGACGAGCACGGCGUGAGGUUGUUUUUGUACAGGAAGGUGAGCUCGGCGUGCCAUAGGUGCGGGCGGAAGGGGAGUGGGUGGAGCUAUAGGUCAUCGUGCAAGAGGUACAAUUUGCAUGUGGCCUGUGUGAGGGAGAUGGUGGUGGAGAGUUGGCAUGAAGGGGGUGGGUUGAUGAAUGUUGUGGAGAGUGGUUGUCAUAAGGGGAGGGGCAAAGGAAGUGGCGGUAGUAGGGUGAGGAGGUGUUGUGAGGUGGCCGGAAUGGCGGUGCAGGUGGCUGUGUCCGCGGUGCUGGGCGAUCCGACCGUUCUUAUUGCCGGAAUCAUGGGGUCCUUGAUGUCAAGGGCUUAAUAAAGUAAGAGAAAUUAUUAUAUAGUUGAAGAUGUUAUGAUGUCAAACUAAUUUAGAAAACUAAAGACUCAUACAUGUUAUUAUUUUUUUUAUUGUAUAUUAAAAAAUGUGACAACAUAUCAUAAAAAUUAGUUGAGAACAUAUGAUUCUGAACCAUAUAUACAAUAAUUUCUUGAUUGUCAUGAAAUUGAGAAUGGUCAGUUUAUGUUGUAUUUGUUGGAGAUGUACAAAUUAAUUAGUUAAGGGGUUAACCACCCGUGAAAAAAGAAAUAGAUAUAUUUCUUAAGUGUUUUU